AAUACACAAUUUAUGAUUUGUCAUAUAUUUCGAUUCUUUAUUAUCUAUGCCUAUUGUAUAUUUUGUAUUUCGAACUUCGUACCUUCUAGACUUUAGUUUAAAGUUUUAGAGUUUUAGACGUUAGACAGUAUUAGUUGUAGGCACUUCAGUAUUAACAAAUUUUGACUCCGAAUCAGACUUAUAAUUGAUAGAUAAGUGUUUUUUGUAUUUCAAACCAGAUUAUAACUCAACUAAAUACUAACAGAAGAACAUCAAUUGAUUUUUGUGUUAACGCUAAAAACAUUCCAUUUCCAGUUUUUACACCUAUAGUUUCAUGAUGAAUUCCUACAUAAACAAUAUAAUUAAUUCGAAAAAAGUUGUUACAAAAAUCUACAUAUUUACAUUUAUUUUUUCAUUUCUCAGUAGAGAAGUUUACUCUGAAUGGAACACCAGAGAUUAUAUGAAACGCGAUCAUUCACUAUUGAAACCAUACCAAGGAUCUGGCAUAACGGUACCAAACUGGGACUUCAUGGGUUCCACAAUAGUGACUGACAAAUAUGUGCGAUUAACACCAGACUUACAAAGCAAGUCUGGUUCAAUAUGGAAUUCUAUACCUUGUUAUGUCAAUAAUUGGGAAUUACAAGUACAAUUCAAAAUUCACGGAAAAGGAAAAGAAAGUCUUCAUGGUGAUGGAAUGGCUAUUUGGUAUACUCGAGAAAGAAUGAAACAUGGGCCAGUUUUUGGCAAUAAAGAUUUAUUUGAAGGGCUUGCUGUUAUAAUUGAUACAUAUAGUAAUCAUAAUGGAGAACAUAAUCACCAACAUCCUUAUAUUUCAUCAAUGAUUAACAAUGGAUCUUUGCAUUAUGAUCAUGACCGUGAUGGAACUCAUACAGAAUUAGCAGGAUGUGAAGUUAAAGUUAGAAAUUUACCAACUGAAACUCAUGUUUUAAUAAGAUACACUGGCAACACACUAACUGUAAUGACAGACUUAGAAGAUAAAGCAGUAUGGAAACCUUGUUUUUCUGUUGAUGGCGUUGAAUUGCCAACUGGUUAUUAUUUUGGAUUUUCAGCAGCAACAGGAGAUCUAUCAGAUAACCAUGAAAUUUUAGCUGUUCGACUAUAUGAAGUGGAUUCUGAUGACCCUAAUGAAGCUCUUAAGGAUCGUUCAAACAUAAUUCCAAGUGCCAAAGUGUUCAGUCCACAAAGAGAACAUAUUGAAGACACCAAGAGUCAAAGUUGGAGUGGUUUAAAAAUAUUUUUUAUUGUCUUAUUUGUUAUUAUUUUAAUUGCUGCUUUAAUUGUUGGUGGUGUAUGGUAUUGGGAGUACCAACAAACUCAGUCACAUAAAACAUUUUACUGAAACAACAGUUCAAUAAUGUAAAACAAAAAAAAAAAAUAAUAAAUAUUUAUUUAAAUUUCACAUUGCCAUCAAAAAAAAAAAAAAAAAUGAAAACAAUAAUCAUUUUAAUUUUUGUUAUAAUUGUUUAAAUUAUAAAAAAAAUUACAUACCAUGUUUCUCAUGUUUCAAUCAAAUUUCAGUUAAAACAGAUUGUUUUUUAAUAGUGGACUCGUGUGUUUGUGUAUUAAAAUUUUUUGUAUAAUAUGUACGGUAUUUGUGUUCCAUUUUAAAUUCCAUUCUUUCUAUAUAUUAGUCAUUAGAUUUUAGACUGUGUACCAUAGAUUAAAUACACAAAUAUACGUGAUCUACAUUUAUACUAUGUAUUAAAUAAUUCUAAUAAUUUAUUA
This is a messenger RNA of Aphis gossypii (cotton aphid), 1725 nucleotides long. Its product is annotated as VIP36-like protein. Bases 314 to 1339 code for a protein of 341 amino acids. Gene Ontology annotation, molecular function: D-mannose binding. The transcript is spliced from 7 exons. Gene Ontology annotation, biological process: endoplasmic reticulum to Golgi vesicle-mediated transport; endoplasmic reticulum organization; Golgi organization. The record is from RefSeq and is a predicted model, not a curated record. Gene Ontology annotation, cellular component: endoplasmic reticulum membrane; COPII-coated ER to Golgi transport vesicle; Golgi membrane. NCBI's taxonomy places the organism in Eukaryota, Metazoa, Arthropoda, Insecta, Hemiptera, Aphididae.